Molecule: messenger RNA, 2707 nt
Organism: Closterium sp. NIES-67
Lineage: Eukaryota; Viridiplantae; Streptophyta; Zygnematophyceae; Desmidiales; Closteriaceae
Source: the annotation of a GenBank genome assembly
CGGUGGUUUCGAAAUCCACGUCACCCCAAACCUUUCGCGGGCUUCUCUCCACCAUCCUUGUAGCUUGGAGCAUUUCGCGGGCAUUUAUUUACCGGCCAUGUGGCACAUACCCUUUUGUAGACUCUUCUCCACCUGCCAUGUGUCCUUCGAUAUCCCGCUCUUGCUGAUCUGGCUCAGAUUUUUUCAAAUUCCCUUAGUUUCGCGCUCGAAAAAAUCCUCCCAACGGCUCUCAACGGACACAUGCGACCCCAACCAGGCGUGCGAGACCCCCACCCAGCCCAGCUUUGAUUUCGUAGUCGCUCGGCUCGCAAUCGUAAUCCCAUUUUGCCAUCGCCGCUCGUCGCCAGCCCAAUCCCACCCACUUCCCUCGUCGCUCUUCUUGCGCCCAUCCCUCUCCCUCGCUUCAUUUUCCCCUCGCGUUCGCUCAUCGUCGUCAUUCUCCGCGUUGCCUCCGUCUUCACUCCUGGUUUCGGACGUCGUCCCGCUGAAAUGGUCUCUUCGCUCCUACAUCUGCAGUUACGCUACGCUAGAUUUCGUCUCCUAGACUCCGCGAUUUCGAACCUCGGGAGCGCCGCGCGCGUAGCAGUGUGAAGCUGCUCGUUUUCGUCGCCUCUGCAGUUAUCGUCGCGACUUCAAUUCCAAUACUUGAAGGAGCUGUGAAGAAUGUUCUUACCGCACGAGCUUCGCGACGUAUUAAUCGGCACGCCAAAAGAUCCUAACCGCGGCGUGAAGGCGAAGCUCCGAAAUUGCCGCGAACUGCAAUUUGAAAUUGUCUCUUCGUGCGUUGUUUCACAAGGCAUUAAUUCAAGGCGAAGUGUCAAGCCAAGAUCUCAAGCUGAGCUGUUCGCCAAGAUUUAAAGCCGAAGAUUCUAAGCCGAGCUAUGCUAGGUGUCAGGUAUGGUAUGGUCCGUCGGGUGAGCCGCGGGCGUGCUGCCUUCACCCAUUAUUCAUUGCACAUGGCGCGUUCAUCGAGCUUUCCGCAAUCCGAGUUUUCUCGCACAUAGCAGUCGUUUUGCACGCAUCCCACCCUCCCCACCCAUCCCACUCAUUUCCCUUCCCACCCACCCCACUCCCCAACUCCGGUCCUUCAGGUGCUGUUGCUGGGAGUUGCGGUGCCGUGCUCGCUUCAGGAAGCAGGCAGCAGAGGGCCGCAGAGGGCGGAGCAGCACGUGCAGCACGCGCAGGCUUCGCCCUUUUGCCAGCUCAGCAUGCUCCCGCCAUCCGUCCACUGAGGAUAAGUACCCCUCACUCCUCACUGCUUGUCACAGCGCCACUUCAAUGCCAUCCGCACCCAUUCCCGCCCUCACUGCUCCUUCCACCAGCUGCCACGUGGCUCAUCCAGGGACCCUCCCCCAGGUGCCAGGUAUCAGGUGCGUGCAAGCCUCAGGCAUGGUAUGGUCCCUCGGAUGAGCCGCCGGUCGCUCUGCCAUCCCUCGCCAACCAUUGCACCCGUGCAUCGAUUUCGUUCCGCGAUUCGAGUUGCCUCUCACGCCUCGCAGUCGUUGAGCCCCCCUCCCACCACCCCUCCCCAUCCCCCAACCCCGCUCCUUCAGACACUUGCUGGCUCGUUCUUUCUGCUGGCUCAGCUCGCCACGUGGCUCAUCCAAGGACCCUCCCCCAGGUGACAGGUGUCAGGUAUCUGCGAGUAGGUGCAAGCCUCAGGUAUGGUAUGGUCCCUUGGGUGAGCCGCCGACUUGCUGUCACUCGCGGCACGCUUUUAUCACGUUCUGGCCUACAUGCCAGUCGUUUUUCACCCUCCAUAUCCCACCCACUCACCCCACUCACCCCACUCACCCCACUCACCCCACUCAUCCCCCCUCCCCUUUCCCCAACCCUCGGUCCCUCAGGUGCAGCGGGGGGGGAGUGUGUGCCAUGCGCGCGUCAGGAGUGCAGCAGAGGCGACAGCAGGCGGCAGAGGAACAGAGGGGAGGAGCGGCAGCAGCGCAUCGCCCUUGAGCCUGCUCUGCACGACCCACCAGCCGUCCACUGAGGAUAAGUACCCCGCACACCUCGCUCCUGGUCUCAGCUCCAAUGGAAUGCCACUCUGCACCCAUCCACACCCCACACUUGCUCACUCGACUUUCGUUUUCGUUUGCUGGCUCGGCUGCCACGUGGCUCAUCCAGGGACCCUCCCCCAGGUGCCAGGUAUCUGCAGGUAGGUGCAAGCCUCAGCAGGUGGAGAGGAGCAGAGCCAAUGGGGUCACCGAGUGCAGAGGACGCCGCAGCAGCAGCAGCCCCCUUCUCCGCCUCACUGCCGGCCCCGACUCAGAAGAUAAUUACCCUGCCGUAACUCGUCUUCUUUUUUUCGCUCCAGCUGCACCGUGGCGCACCCACGAGCUCCGAAUCUCCCCCCCCCGGACUUGAGUCUGCUCUCGUCGCCUUUCGUUCGCCUGUGCGCGUCUCACUGCCAUCACUCCACUCCAUGCGCACUCCACCACUCGCUGCCCUUACCGCACUUGCUGCUCUGUGACUCGCCCAAGAGCCACCCCCCGGUAUCAGGUUCGGACUUUGGUAUCCCCCCCCCCAGGUUGCCAGGUUCCCCACCCUCCCAGGUGUAGGGUAAACCCUUCCACCCCUGGUUCGGCCUGUGGUUGGUUCAGACCGAGGUACGGCCUCUUGGGUGCGCCACAGCAGCUUCUGCAUCUCGCCUCCAUCGCUCGCCACACUUCCCUGCCUGUUUUCCGCCACUCCAACUCCGCCUCCCUAA